AUGUCAGAAGGCAGCGUUCAGCCGCUCUUGUUUGAUGGCAUCGCAGGUCGAUCGGCGCACGCAGCUGAGAAGAUAGCCUGGAGGAUUGCUCAGCUCUGGAACAGAUUUGCCCUUCCUCUGCAAAAAUUCUGCUGGAUUCCACAAGAAAGUGCUUACAGCUGCGGCGCAAUCGCCCUCCUGCACGCGAGCCAGUAUCUUCUUGGCAGUCCAGCUCCUCUCUGGCAUCUUUUGCCAGGACUAAAUGCGGCCGCUACUCAGUACGGAGGCCUAGCCCGUGUUCGAGCUGCAGGUGGCCUUUCAAAAGAACAAGAGCAGGAGUUCCGCAAGAUCCUGCUGGAUAGAGGAGUAAAGCCAACCCUGGUUGAUGAACGAAUUGCAGCCGCAGUGGCACGAAUUGGUGCUGCCCCCUUGGCAAAGGCUCUGGCUCAUAGGAAUCCUUGGCCAGCUCUGAAGGCGGCUGCUUCCCAACCAGCCUCAUCCUUUAAGUUCGUGACGGCUGACGAACUUGAGGCACAAAUCGAGAGCCGAGCGACGAGCCAGCGCUUUGGGUCGGCCGUUCCGCAAGGCAAAACUAAGAAGCAAGGCAAGACCUCUAGAAAGCAGCCCACUGCUCUUCAUGUUGACCCCAGUCACCUGCAACUUCUGCAAGGCAGCUUUGUCGCGGCUGGAGGGGGACCUCUGGCCCAACUUUCAUUUCAUGAGGUCCAAGCUCAAAAGGUUGGGGUCGCGUUUUGCACCGCAGCGCAAAUGCAACCGUUUCUUGCUGAUUUUCACACGCUCAGCAUAGAUGCCUUAGCUUUGGUGUCAACAGCAGUGCUCCCUGACGACAUUCUGGCAGGCCUGCCGGCAACAACCAUCCGAUACCCGGCAACGUACGCUCCAACAGGUGAGCCCAUCCUAAUCCGGGGGACCAUCCUCCAGUUGGGCGAUGAAAGCGUUGAGCUAGCGAAACAAGACAUCACCGAACUCGAACCAGUGCAGACAGUAGCAAUGCGCAUGUCGGUGUACAAGGAUGAGGCAGGUCUGGACUGGCAGGAGUUCAGCCAAGCCCCAAUCAAAUGCGUCUUUGGAAAGUUCCCUUGUGCAAAGACAGCGCCUGCUCGGGCGACUGUCCUCGCUUUCACUGUGCGGUGGACGAACCAUUGGAACAAUUGGUUCUUGACGUCUGGGCACGGCAAUGGGCUAAGAUUGACGGGGGACGCACCUCCUGUUCAGAGGCAGCCGCUUUCCAUGCAUUGCUUCGCGUUCCCGCUUCGUCUCUCAAACAUUUUCAGUGAUGGCUUCAAUGCUCACCCAGGUUUUGCGGUCGUGCGGCUGCCACAAGCUGACCGCGCAGCUGCCCAACACGCUUUGCGUACCUGCGAGAAGGCCCUGUGCCUUGCCAGGCUUGGCCGUAAGUGGGGGCUUCGAGUCCGCGAGACGGACGAGGAGUCGGUAUUUGCGGCCUUUCGGCCGGGUGUCCCCUUUAUCAAAGUUGCUGCUCACUUUAAGUGGCGCAUCCACCCUUUGCCCUGUGGCAUCCAGCGCCAGCAACUGGCCGCGCUUCUGAAGCGCUGGAAGUGGACAGCACGUCCAUUGCAGCCUUUGAAAGGCGAUGCUUCGGGCAUGGCCUGGCUUGUGGGCUCGGAGAGCGAACCUCCUUCUACUGCUUUGCCGGUUGGGGAGGACUAUGCAUUGGUUACUUUGCAGAAGGGUCUCUCACAGGGGCCGACGCAGGUUCCAGUGCGCGCCUCUCGCAAAACCAAGCGCCACAUCAUUUAUGAUGAUGGCGAGCCAGGGCCAUCAGAGAGCGAUCCGUGGGUUUUGGGGCCUGAUCCCUGGGCAAAAGCCGCCACUGCAAUCAAGCCUCCACCGGGUCUUUCACUCCCCUCAGCAGGAGCCACCGCAGCGAGCACAAAGCUUGACAAAUUGAGGCAGGAGCUCAAGGAUCUCUCUGCUUCACAUGAGGAUCGCUUCAAGAAGCUUGAGGUCUCUGUCUCAGAGCUUCGGUUGCAGAAUGAAAAAUUUGAAGGUUGGUUCUCCUCUUUCGGCAAGCAGGUGUCGGACAAUGCAUCCCACCUUCAGGCUUUGGAUGGGCGUCUCGAAAAGCAGCAGCGCCAACUUGCCCAGGUACAUUCGGAGGUCUCCCGCACGGCGGAAGCAGUCAAUCAGACUGUUACCAGUGCGGUCGGUGCACUGGGAGCACAGCUUGGCGAGCAGCUGCAGGACGAGGAGCCAGGGCCAUCUCCGGUGAUUUUAAUCACGACGCCAGUGCUCUGGAUCAGAUUGCCAUCUGGCGACGUCUUGGAUGGGUUCGAAGCCUGGCGCGCCAGUCAGCGAAGCACGAUUCUGAAAGCCCGAUAUGAGGAGCAUCGAAAUCUGCUCUUCCAGGAUCUGAGGGAUCCAUGCCCUGAUCAGGCAGACUUUUUGGCGCAGCACAAAACUUACUCGAUCCUUGCGCAUGAUGCCAGUUCAGGCCGGGUUCUGCUUGACGAGGGUAUCCCAGACAAAGGCAUAUCCACAUGGCAUGUUGCCGGCUCUCCAAUUGAUGUUGAACCAGUGGGGCCAGAAUGUCUCCUUGCGCGGUCCGGCUGUGUGCCUCACGAAGGGAUGGAGCUGGACCAUACACUGGUGAUCUCCCGCUCAGAUGAAAUCCUGCGUGAAUUUGAAGAUUUUUGGCGCCUGCGUUGGAACAAAUCCUCGGAUGGUUCCGGGGGGUGGGAUCGACUGCAGGCUUUUGCCUCUGCUUAUUUUCCCAAUUUGCGGAUACAGCUUCCGCCGAUCACUGUCGAGAUAUGGAAGGAUGCUCUCAGGCGCUACAAGCCCAGGGCAGCCAGGGGUCCUGAUGCCUACAGCCAUUUGGACUUGAAACAGAUGCCGCCGCAUCUCAUGCAACAACUUCUGGACUUUCUGCACUCCAUCGAGAAUGGGGACCGUGCUUGGCCUGCGCAGUGGACUUUGGGUUUCGUCCUCAGCUUGCUAAAGCCGGGCCGCGCCCCAGACUCAGUUAAUGCAUACCGACCCAUUGUCAUCCUGUCAGUCUUGUACCGCACUUGGUCCUCAGCGCGAGCUCGACAGAUCUUGCAGGCCAUUGAACCACUGACGCCAUCUCAUGCACUAGGCUACAUGCCAGGACGUGAGGCUACUUCCAUGUGGUAUCAGCUUGAGGCGCUGAUUGAAGUCUCUGUCCAGUCUGGUGCCGAGUUGGCUGGAUUCGCCACGGACAUUGUAAAGGCUUUCGAGAAUCUUCCGAGAGAGCCAUUGUUUGGUGUCGCCAGGGGUCUCGGCCUGCCGGAUUCUGUGUUGCAGCCUUGGUCUACUUGUUGA
This is a messenger RNA of Symbiodinium pilosum, 3306 nucleotides long. NCBI's taxonomy places the organism in Eukaryota, Dinophyceae, Suessiales, Symbiodiniaceae. The record is from the annotation of a GenBank genome assembly.